Molecule: messenger RNA, 1176 nt
Organism: Pistacia vera
Lineage: Eukaryota; Viridiplantae; Streptophyta; Magnoliopsida; Sapindales; Anacardiaceae
Exons: 8
Coding region: 1-1176 (391 amino acids)
Source: RefSeq, a predicted model, not a curated record
AUGGGUCUUGGUGAUCUAUCAAUAAAUCAAGGAAAAAUCAGAGCCCUAUCAAUUGAAGAAAAUUUGGAGUUGGAGAGGGAGCUUGCCUCCUUGAAUAAGCCUGCUGUGAAGACCAUCAGGACUAUCUAUGGAGACAUUUACGAUUGUGUGGAUCAAUAUAAACAACCAACUCUUGACCAUCCCUUGCUUAAAGAUCACAAAAUCCAGACUAGGCCGAGCUUUGCUCAGAAUUCAUCAAAUGCUAGGGCCAGCAGGCCAUCAGGAAUUUCAUCAGUACAUAUCGGCUUGGAUGAUGAAUGUCCAUCAGGAACAGUCCCCAUUCGGAGGACAACAAAGGAAGAACUGUUAAGAGCAAAAACCAGUUUCAGAAAACUUUUUCCAAGUUUUUAUCAGGCAAAUGCAGAUAAUAUAAUCAAGCCCAAAUUUGCAGGAAUUUUUGCAGGACGGAAACAAAGUACAGUGUACCAUGGAGGUGCUGGAUACAUUAGUAUCUGCAAUCCUGCAGUCGAACCUGGACAAUUUAGCUCAUCCGUAAUUGCAAUUGAAGGUGGUCCUGCUGAUUCAUUCAGCACAAUCAGGGUUGGAUGGAUGGUCAAUAUAGAUCUCUUCAAGGACAGUUUCACUCGCCUAUAUACUGUUUGGGGGCAAGCCGCCGGUGGAAUUUCUCAUGGUUGCUACAACACAUAUUGUUCAGGUUUCGUCCAAACAGAUACCACAAUAGCACUGGGGAUGGUCCUUGAACCAAUUUCAGUUGUUGGUGGAACUCAAUAUUACAUCUCACUGGAAAUCAAUCAGGAUAAGGAAACAGGGAACUGGUGGCUCGUGUAUGGCGAAAAUGGGAAAACAAUUGGGUACUGGCCAAACAGUCUGUUCACAUAUCUGAAGAAUGGAGGUGAAAUUAUUGGUUGGGGAGGAAUUGUAUACACCACAACACAAAAUAUGCCAGCUAUGGGAAACGGAGACAAUGGGGAGCUGUAUAGUUGCCAUUUUAGGCAAGUUGCAGUGAAAUAUGAAGCAGGGUCAGGUCUCAAUGGGAGCAUGGAUGCGCCAAUUAAUGUUAUAAAAAACAAAUGCUACAAGGCUGGAGAUAAUUCCUACAAAGGAUUAUACUGGGGUUACAGCUUUUAUUUUGGUGGGAAUGGUGGGGAUGUGAACGAGUGUUCUCAGAAACUCUAG